GACGUCUUUCGGUCAUUGUUCCCCCUGUGCUAGCUAAUGUGCUAGGUGGAGAUUACAGAGGUUUUUAAUAUUUUACUGUAUGCACAUUAACUCGUUAAAGUUUCCAGCGUAUAUCUGAGAGCUCGCCAAAGACACGAUGAGCAAGAGGAAAGCGCCCCAGGAAUCCCCGAAUGAGGGAAUAACAGACUUCCUCGUCGAGCUGGCCAAUUACGAGAAAAACGUCAACAGGGCAAUCCACAAGUACAACGCGUACAGGAAAGCAGCAUCUACCAUCUCCAAGUACCCAAACAAAAUAAAAAAUGGCGACGAGGCCAAGAAACUGGAGGGUGUUGGACCUAAAAUAGCAGAAAAGAUUGAUGAGUUCCUACAAACUGGCACUCUACGGAAACUGGAGAAGAUCCGAAACGAUGACACCAGCUCUUCUAUCAAUUUCCUCACCAGAGUCACUGGAAUCGGCCCUGCGGCCGCCAGGAAGUUUUUUGAAGACGGGGUGAAGACGUUAGAAGAUUUGAAAAAGAUUGAGUCCAAGCUAAACCAUCAUCAACAGAUCGGACUUAAGUACUUUGAGGAAUUUGAAAAAAGGAUUCCACGUGCCGAAAUGGAACAGAUGGAGACUCUUAUUAUUGGAGAGCUGAAGAAGAUCGGUACAGAAUAUAUUGGGACAAUCUGUGGAAGCUACAGGAGAGGUGCAGCAUCGAGUGGUGAUAUUGAUAUUUUGCUGACCCACCCGGACUACACUUCUGAGACUGAGAAGCAGCCCAAGCUCCUUCAUGCAGUGGUCGAGCAUUUGGAGUCCAUUGGGUUUGUGACCGAAACAAUGUCCAAAGGAGACACUAAGUUCAUGGGAGUCUGCCAGCUGCAGCAGAGUGACGAAGAUGAGGAAGAAUACCUGCACAGGCGUAUUGAUAUUAGGUUAAUUCCCAAGGACCAGUACUAUUGUGGAGUUCUCUAUUUCACUGGAAGUGAUAUCUUCAAUAAAAACAUGAGAACUCAUGCGCUGGAGAAGGGCUUCACUCUUAACGAGUACACCAUACGGCCACUAGGAGUCACUGGUGUGGCAGGGGAGCCUCUGUUGGUGGAUAGUGAGAGAGACAUCUUUGAAUACCUCCACUACAAAUACAGAGAGCCAAAGGAGCGCAGCCAGUGAAGCGAAGGUUUUACAGUUCAGCUUUUAUCUGAAGCUGCAGCUUUCCUGAAAAUUAGAUCGGAAGCAUGUGUACAUAUGUGUGUGUGUGUGUGUUAGUAUACCAUUCAACUAUGUUGUUGAAAAGUGAACAAUUAUGAAAGUCAUUUAAAUGUAUUUACUGUAUUUUUCUAUCUUGAGUUGAAAACACCACCUUUAAUGACAUUUGUACACACACAAAAUGUUUUUUUUUUUUUAAACAGGUUAAUUCUUCAUAGUCAUGCAUCUUCUUUUAAUGUAUUUUUGAUCACUUGUACAUUUAAUUUUUUGAAAUGCCUACAAUUAUUAUACCAUAAUGAUUAUAAGAGGAGUAAUCUUAAAGCAGAAUAGCUUCUGUUACAGUUGUUAUCCGUCCACUAUAAACAACGAGGACCACUUAUCAUGGCAUUUUGCCUUGAACGUAGUUCACUUUAACACACUGGCUGAGUGGAGGGUUUUACUAUGACAUUCAGUCAACACAGCAGUGUUGCUACUUUAUGUUGGUAGUUAAUAAUAGGUAGUAAAAGAAAAUCUCAUUCCCAAUGGACAUUUAAAAGUGUGUUUUUAAACCUGUAUUUCUCUUCCAAUUUGGGGCAAACUCAUGAAUAAAAAAUAUAGUAUAUGUGGUUAAUGGGCUCAGUUUCUGUUUAUGGGCACUAAUUUGGUGCAUAAAGGUCAUUGAGUUGUUUUUGCUUGUUAGAUGAGAAUAAUCUCAGUUAUUGUUUGAUAUGUGAAUGACUGUUACAGUGGUAGACUUCAUGUGUUUGUGUAGAAAUUAUACACGUGUUCAGGUCAGGUAUUUUCUGUGCUUUCAGGGGCGAUGGAUUAAAAGAAUAGACCUGAUACAGAUCUUAAUCUGUAACACAAAACUUGAUUUAGGAUCAGGACGUUGAUUCAGUUUUUAAUGUGGAUGAUUGCAAAUAUUGCCUGAAAUAUUUACAGAAAUACAAAUAAAUUGAUAACCAAA
This is a messenger RNA of Cyclopterus lumpus (lumpfish), 2129 nucleotides long. RefSeq names its product polymerase (DNA directed), beta (gene polb). The coding region runs from base 137 to 1147 and encodes 336 amino acids. Gene Ontology annotation, molecular function: DNA-directed DNA polymerase activity; DNA binding. The transcript has 14 exons. NCBI's taxonomy places the organism in Eukaryota, Metazoa, Chordata, Actinopteri, Perciformes, Cyclopteridae. The record is from RefSeq and is a predicted model, not a curated record. Gene Ontology annotation, biological process: double-strand break repair via nonhomologous end joining. Gene Ontology annotation, cellular component: nucleus.